Molecule: messenger RNA, 1452 nt
Organism: Peniophora sp. CBMAI 1063
Lineage: Eukaryota; Fungi; Basidiomycota; Agaricomycetes; Russulales; Peniophoraceae
Source: the annotation of a GenBank genome assembly
AUGCUUCUCCCCGAAGUACUCUGCAGCAUUGCGCUGGCGUUACUCGCUGAUGACGACCUAGCCGUCGUGUACGGAGAUGAGCGGGACUUCUCGUGGUUUUUGAUGAGCCACGUCAGCAAGGCAUGGCGCUUCGAGCUGACAAAUUGUUGCUCUCUGUGGGCUCGCGGUAUCAGCCACGUCCGUACCGUCGAAAUGUUCGAACUAUUUCUCAGACGGGCGCAAGAUUGCCCUUUGGUUGUGGACACCGAUGUCUUCAGCAGCCACGUCACAAAUCGGCAGUUCACCCUCAGAUUCAUUCCGCUUUUCCUGCAAUUCACCUCUAUCUACACGGUCGUUCGUGCGCGCAGCGUUCGUAGUUUCUCCACACGACACUUAGAGUUGCUGCCUCACGGUUGGUCCGCCGGUCACUGGAAUCGGAGACUUUCGGGAGCGACGUUUCAUCACCUCGCAGAAUUGAAGAUCUGGUUUCCAGAGAAGGCGGAACCCAUAUUACCAUUUACGGCGCCUGCCCUCCGACAGCUUUCCCUGCACGGCCGCUGGACCGAUAACGUGGGCGUCAUCAACAUCGACUGCCUUUUCGCCAUUCUCACAGGCUCUCCGCUUCUGAAAUCCCUCGAGCUGAAAUACGCUCUGGCAAGCGACCCGUCCCUUGCCCUGACGGGAGAGAGUCUUACCGGUCUCACCCGUCACACUCUUCGGGAGCUUGAUUUCGCCGAUCGACAAGAUGAUGCGUUAUUUGCUCUCAGCACGCUCGUUCAGUUAGAGCCCUCAGCCGAGCUAUCUAUAUACGUCGAAGAUCCACUCUCCCUCGCGCGGACUCUUGACGUAUUUCGCACUUUGGCGCGCGUCGAACGAGACGCAGAGAUGGAAGUUCGCAUCAAGACCAGUCCAUCGUGCGAGCUCUCAGGCGUUGCGAGCGCGUACACGGUGCGCAUUGCGUACGAAAGUCCCCCGUCGAUCCUUCAAAUUUCGAAAACCCGUUCCUCGAAAGCGGCGUGGACUUGGGAGGCGCUGGGGUCCCUGCUCUCCGGCCGCACUCGGGGCUUAACGUUGGGCGUUUUCCCGGCCGACAGACCCUUCUUUGCACCUACGAAACACGGGGGACCGCCACUUUAUGAUCUCACGGGGUUUAUGGCACAGAUGGACGGACUCCGCCACUUCAGUGUCAGCGGCGAAGACGUCCAUGCCGGAGCACUGGAUCUUCUACCCGGCACGCAUGUCCCGAGUCAGCUGGUGGUUCAAGGUGGCCCCGGAGGCGCCUGCCUUGACGCUCUCAGAAUGUGGCUGGACCGCCGACAGCCAGCAGGCGAUCUGCGAGCGUCCCGCCCGGUGGUGAUUCUUCAGCACUCGACGCUGGAAGGGCCGCAGCACAGCAAGGUCACGGCGCUCGCAGAAUACUGUUCUGAGCUCCGUGACGAGAGGGUUCCGCCGGUCAUUGUGCACGUCGACUGA